Messenger RNA from Phytophthora nicotianae INRA-310, 243 nucleotides. RefSeq lists its product as hypothetical. NCBI's taxonomy places the organism in Eukaryota, Oomycota, Peronosporomycetes, Peronosporales, Peronosporaceae. The transcript has a single exon. The coding region runs from base 1 to 243 and encodes 80 amino acids. The record is from RefSeq and is a predicted model, not a curated record.
AUGGAGCUUCGCCGUCUUCAAUUUGAUCGGCAGAUGCAGGCACAGCUCCAACAACACCAGGAUCGCAUCAAUUUAGAGCGUGAGAUGCAUGAGCACUCAGUGCAAAUGGAACGUACAAGAGCCCUGGUACAAUCUCAAGCGGAAGAACGGAUGCAAAGGGCUCAACAUGAGGCUGAGGAGCGCAACCGACAACUCAUAUUGGAAUGUGUAAAAUUACUGAGCGGUGUGUACCGCAAGGACUAG